Nestor notabilis (Kea) is the source of this 1240-nucleotide messenger RNA. RefSeq names its product potassium-transporting ATPase alpha chain 1-like. Gene Ontology annotation, biological process: potassium ion import across plasma membrane; intracellular potassium ion homeostasis; sodium ion export across plasma membrane. Gene Ontology annotation, cellular component: membrane. Gene Ontology annotation, molecular function: P-type sodium:potassium-exchanging transporter activity; ATP binding; ATP hydrolysis activity. NCBI's taxonomy places the organism in Eukaryota, Metazoa, Chordata, Aves, Psittaciformes, Psittacidae. The transcript is spliced from 8 exons. The annotation marks the transcript as partial. The record is from RefSeq and is a predicted model, not a curated record.
AUGAUGGAUGAUGAUGGACCAAGGUAUCUCCUGUCCCAGAGCUACGAGAUGGGCCCCCGGGGCAAAGCCCCGGCCCCGGGCAAGGGUCGGGGCCACCGCAAGGAGAAGCUGGAGGACAUGAAGAAGGAAAUGGAUGUGGAUGACCACAAGCUGGACACCAACGACCUGGAGACCAAGUACAGCACCAGCAUCACCAAGACCCCCAGUGCCACCCCUUGCCAGGCAGCCGAAAGGCUCCUUCGGGAUGGUCCCAACGAGCUCCGUCCCCCCCGGGGCACCCCCGAGUGUGUCAAGUUUGGGCGUCAAUUGGCCGGGGGCCUCCAGUGCCUCAUGUGGGUGGCAGCAGCCAUUUGCCUCAUCGCUUAUGGGGUGCAGGAGGGCGAGGGUGACCGCGGCAGCUCCGACAACCUGUACCUGGCCAUCGCCCUCAUCGCCGUCGUGGUGGCCGGCUGCUUUGGCUACUACCAGGAGUUCAAGAGCACCAACAUCAUCGCCAGCUUCAAGAACCUGGUCCCUCAGCAAGCCACAGUGAUCAGAGAAGGUGAGAAGCUCCAGAUCAACGCCAACGAGCUGGUGGUUGGAGACCUGGUGGAGAUCAAGGGAGGAGACCGUGUCCCGGCCGACAUCCGCAUCAUCUCAGCCCAGGGCUGCAAGGUGGACAACUCGUCCCUGACCGGGGAGUCGGAGCCUCAGACGCGGUCACCCGAGUGCACCCAUGAGUCACCCCUGGAGACAAGGAACAUCGCCUUCUUCUCCACCAUGUGCUUGGAAGGCACGGCCAUGGGCCUGGUGAUCAACACAGGGGACAGGACCAUCAUUGGCCGCAUCGCCAGCCUGGCCUCUGGGGUGGAGAACGAGAAGACCCCGAUCGCCAUCGAGAUCGAGCACUUUGUGGACAUCAUCGCCGGGCUCGCCAUCUUCUUCGGUGCCACCUUCUUCGUGGUGGCCAUGGUCAUCGGGUACCCCUUCCUGCGCGCCAUGGUCUUCUUCAUGGCCAUCGUGGUGGCCUACGUGCCCGAGGGGCUGCUGGCCACCGUUACGGUCUGCCUGUCAUUGACGGCCAAGCGGCUGGCGCGCAAGAACUGUGUGGUGAAGAACCUGGAAGCAGUGGAGACCUUGGGCUCCACGUCCACCAUCUGCUCCGACAAGACCGGGACCCUCACCCAGAACCGUAUGACCGUGGCUCACCUCUGGUUCGACAACCACAUCCACACGGCCGACACCACCGAGGACCAGUCCG